AUGAGAGAAGAGUUUGUGCGUGAUAUCUUGACAGUGGUGGCAGUAUUCACAUUGUCGUUCUCACAUGGUGAACAUUCUUUAAAUACAAGAGAACAGAGAGCACUGGAUGUAGCACAAGCAUUUGACACAGGCCUUAGGACAUGGACGUUGCUAGUGGCUCAAAUCCACGGCAUCCUUGAUUUGUAUAGGGAACUCCUGCACCUCCGGUAUUUGACACAAUUUCAAGUUCAAUACCUCAACGUUCUUGUUAUUUGCAGUGGGGAAAACCUACGCUACGCUAUUGAACAGGUAGAUUGCUGUAGCCCGAUACCUGUACGGACGCUGAUGUAUGGUGCAGAGCGGUCACGAUAUUGGGACGUCGUCGGGAACGUCAUGACGUCUGGGGAGGUGGAACUGUCUGCCGCAGCAUUCCCUAACACACAACAUGGUCUGAACAUGCGACAACUUGUCAUAGGCACGAAUGAGGAAGUUGACCUUGCGAUGGCACCCUUAACCACGUCGGUUGAUCGAGGCAGGGUUGUUGACUUUGCCUACCCCUUUUAUUAUGGUUACGCUGGCGGUGUCUUCAAGUCACCUGCCCUCAAACAUAAGGCCAUGAAGACCUUGCUGGAACCCUUUCAAUACCCCGUCUUCCUCUGUCUCGCCAUUGUCUUCGUCGUCCUCAGCAUACAGUUGUACCUCGGAGAGAAGUACGGAGGCAGUACUUCACAGAAUUAUAGUAGUUCUCCGCUGUGGGCAGAUACAAUCAUGUUUGUGUUUGGAACCUUCGUUAGAUGUGUUACCGAGUGUACAGUGGUCUCCAGAUCUGGCCGAGUGUUAGUCAUUUCACUCUGGAUUUUCACCAUCAUCAUCGCGGCAGCGUAUAGCGGCAACCUCAUGGCCAUCCUUACUCUAGCCAGGGACAACGCACCUUUCAACACGAUUGAUGAUGUAACCAAACAGACGGAAUAUACAUGGGGAGUGUCGGGAGGUACAAUCUGGUACUCUAAGUUUGAGACAGAACCGGACUUCAAAAACGUAUGGGAGGGUAUAAAAGAGUUCAACCGUACUGACCCAAGGGUGACCUCCUUUGACCAAACUGCUCAUUGUGAUAAGGUGAAUGAAGGAUCGUAUGUGUACUUCACGGAACUUCAUAUGGCGUCUGUGUGUGCUGGAAACUCAUGCGGUAUCCAGGCUAUAACAGAGACGUUCUACCGCAUCUCCUAUGCCUGUGCCUUUCCAAAAGUGUAUGUGACCAAGAAUAUAUUUGACCUGUAUAUAAUGGACUCUAGUAUUGCUGACCAGCCAGUGACCAGUGCUAUAGUGCGGAAUUUGGCCGUGCAAUACGACAGGUUAUAUUUCAGAUACAACAUUAGGGAACCAACAGACGGCGAAUGGGGUCGGGUCCUUAAUGGCAACUGGACCGGCAUGAUUCAAAUGCUGAUGAGGAAUGAAAUAGACAUUGCAAUGGCCCCUCUCAAUCCAACAAGUGAGCGUCAAGCAGUGGUUGACUUCAGCUACCCCAUGAGCACUGACGUCAUCACAGUCCUUCUCACAAAGAAUGAUUCUCAGAGUGAAAAAUGGAGGACUUAUCUGCAGCCAUUCAGCCAACCCGUAUACGGCUUCAUAGGCCUGAGCUUUGUCCUUGCUACCAUCAUGCUGACUGUGCUAGAGAGAUGUAGUCCACGUACCCUGGGACCUCGCCGGGUGUCCAGCAAAUCACUAUGGGACAUGUCGUGGCACAUGCUAGGUUCCCUGUUCGCUCAAGGUGGUGUUGACCCUCCGCGUUCCCGCCCUGGCAACGUGAUGAUGUCGUUCUGGUGGCUGUUCAGCUUCAUCAUGGCAACUGUCUACAGUGGCAACCUCAUAGCGUUUCUAACCAUCAACGUAGAACAUCCGCUAUCCGACGGACUCGAGGACAUAGUCAAUCGGGGCGACUACACAUAUGGUUAUGUUGGAGGCUCUUCGUAUGAUACUUUCUUUGAGGUGAAGGCCGGAUCAUAUGCAUUUAUUGGUCCUCGGCUCCUUUUCGGCCUGUGGAUGGUUGAUAACUGCGACCUGACCGUCAUGAAGGAGACACUUGUUCCAUCAUACACAAGCUUCGCUCUGCCAAAACAUUCAGAACUAACAAAAAUAUUCUCGGAUCAGGUGCUGUCUUUCUAUGAAACUGGUCUGAUGGACCUGUGGAGAAAGAAGUGGUGGCCAUCACGAUCCAAGUGUGUCUUGAAGCAGCGCAAGGGUCAGCCGAUACGCCUCGUGGAUAAGAUUCACUUCCUCGAAGAUGUUAGGGUGAGUCUUCUGGGCGCUCUUGUUCAGGUGAUGAUGCCAUCCUUCAAGGUUGUUGUUGCUUGUUGA
Haliotis rufescens (red abalone) is the source of this 2334-nucleotide messenger RNA. RefSeq names its product glutamate receptor ionotropic, kainate 3-like. Bases 1 to 2334 code for a protein of 777 amino acids. NCBI's taxonomy places the organism in Eukaryota, Metazoa, Mollusca, Gastropoda, Lepetellida, Haliotidae. Gene Ontology annotation, molecular function: glutamate-gated receptor activity. The transcript is spliced from 13 exons. The record is from RefSeq and is a predicted model, not a curated record. Gene Ontology annotation, cellular component: membrane.